AUCGCCGCAUGAAAGAUAUUGGUUCAAGGAUAUCUCUUCAUUUUCAACAUAUUUUUCUACUGGGACUUUAUCAACAAGUUACUGCGCCUUUAUUGCGUGUUGCCUGAGUGGAGGACUAUGGCAGCUCGCCUGGCUUUAAACUUUAGAUUUAGGCUGGAGAUGGAGAUGGAAAUGUAUGCCUACUAGCUGGAACUGCCUGGGGAACUAUUACAUCAGACGAAAUGACAAUGAUUAAAAUCUGCUUUUUGCUGCUCUAAAUCUAUUGAGCGGCAGUUGCCUGUUAGGUUUCCUACCCCCUCUAAAUCACAACUUCACACCGUUAAGGGGAACGGUCUACUUUAGCCGGGGAAAAAAAAUAGAUAAGUUAUUAUAUCUGUGCAGUCAUAAUUUCGCGAAUAGGGGGGUAUCACGUUUUCUUCCUUGAGAAAAUUGCCUGGGCGAGAGAGUGGAGUUGAGCUAAUUGUAGCCUAAUCCCUGGCCCAGAGGCGCUUGGGCUGCCCGGAGCAAGAAUUUUCUUUUUUAGCUCUGCUCUGUUAUUUAGAGACGGAUUAUUGGCUUUCUUCUUCUCAUAACAAACCACAGGGGCAGUUUCAUUUAGGCACAAAAAAGCAAGACAAGAAGCAGGAUUCCAACAAGAGCGCACAUUUUUUACGCGUAUCCAAAUAAGAGCAGAGAAGGGGAAGGAGAUCAUCUCAUCUAUGUUCAAGGAGGGAAGAAGCAUGUCACGGCUGUCUCUGACCCGGUCCCCGGUCUCUCCCCUGGCCGCUCAGGGGAUCCCUCUGCCGGCUCAGCUGACCAAGGCGAGCCCGGUGCACAUCGAUGUCGGGGGGCACAUGUACACCAGCAGCCUGGCGACCCUCACCAAGUACCCAGACUCAAGAAUCAGUCGUCUGUUCAAUGGCACUGAGCCCAUCGUGUUGGACAGCUUGAAGCAGCACUACUUCAUAGAUCGGGACGGCGAGAUAUUCCGCUACAUUCUCAGUUUCCUCAGGACCAGCAAAUUGCUCCUUCCAGAUGACUUCAAGGACUUCCACCUGCUGUACGAGGAGGCUCGCUAUUACCAGCUGACGCCCAUGAUCAAGGAGCUGGAGCGCUGGAAGCAGGAGCGCGAGCAACGACGGAUGGCGCAGCCCUGCGACUGCCUGGUGGUUCGCGUCACGCCCGACCUAGGAGAGAGGAUUGCCUUGAGCGGUGAGAAGGUGCUCAUUGAGGAGAUCUUCCCUGAGACCGGAGACGUUAUGUGUAACUCAGUCAACGCCGGCUGGAACCAGGACCCAACACACGUCAUCCGUUUUCCCCUCAAUGGCUACUGCAGGCUCAACUCAGUCCAGGUUCUGGAGCGUCUUUUCCAGAAAGGUUUUAGCGUGGCAGCAUCUUGCGGGGGCGGCGUGGACUCAUCCCAGUUCAGCGAGUAUGUGUUGUGUCGUGAGGACCGGCGGAGUCUCUCUAUCAACACACCCAUCAGAAUAAAACAGGAACCCCUGGACUAGAGCAUUCUGGGUGAGGGACAGCAACCCACCCCCCCACCUCCCAAUUCUCCUUCCAUCUUCUCACACCACCCUGCCCUGCCUACUCCUGCCCCAUCCCACAACCACCCCCAGCAUACCUAAGUAUUAGCAGAGGCUUGUUAACCUCGCCAGCUCUGCAAAACUCUAAGGGGAAUGUAGUACCAAACAAAGGAAAAAAGCAUCAGCAGCAAAAGCUUUUGAUUAUGUUGAAUAACGCCCAAAGAAUCUGGGACUGUGAUGAAAACAACGGCGACACAUGGACUCAACAGCAGCUCACUUGAACCAUUUUAGGUUGAUUUUUUUGCUCUUCUUCUUAUGAAAAAGGUGUCCUGACCCUUUUGGAGUGGCACAACUGCUUCCUCCAUGAAUCCCAAAUCACUCCACUCCCCAACACACACACCUUGCCCCUCUACCCCUCUUUGAGUGGCGUAACAUCCGUUUCUGUUUCUGUAUGAGGACCCAUGUCUCGCCUGCUGUGGGACAAGAAAGCUUUGGCAGACAGGGGCUGUUAAGGAUGACAGGAAGAGGACAUAAUCCCAUCUUGAGAGUCCCCGAAAAGACCCCAAUCCCCGCAACCUUCCAACCCCAUCCCUCCUCACUCCAAGGCCUUGCUACAGGGCCUCGCUGAAAAACAGCAUCGGUCGCCAAACUGAUUGUUUAUUACAAUUUUCAUUGUUGUUUCUAAAGUAUGUUCUUCUUGCUCCUUUUGCUGUUCUUAUCAUGACAUGGUGUAAACAAUUAUUAUUAAUAGGAUUAUUUUUAAUGUCUCUUUUUUCCUUUCUCCAAUAUGAAGGAUGUAUGAACGUUGUAUUCAUUAGGCUUUGAGAGCUUGUGAGGGAGCGUUUCUUGGCAGUAGCUGCAGAAACUCAGAUGACUGCGGGCUAUGUGGCUAAAGCGAUCUGGCUGGCAAUGCAUUCAGAGCCGGAAAAAAGUCCCAUUGUUCAAACGGGGAUGGAAGAGAACCUGGAUCUUUCAAAAUUGUUUAUAGUCAGAUGUGUAGCACACAUAAAAAAGUGCUCUGGAAUUUCUGCUUAUUAGCUCUAAAACAUAUCUCGGGUCUGUGAUCGCAUUCUCUCUCACAGGCACAAACCUUUGCUCGCAUUAAGCAGAAGUUUAAGAGUCUGAAAAUUUGAAAUUUAGUUUUGCACAAGCUCUAAGUGCAUUGCAGUUUUGUUGAGUUAGAAUGUUAAAGACUUGAGGAUCAACGUUUACCAGUAUGUCUUAUGAUCAGCACAAGAUGUACUCUAAAUGCUUAAUGUUUCUUUGCACUUAAACAUUUCCUGCAGAGCUAUCCCUGCCCUGUUGCCACCAAACCAGUGACCAGUCAAGCUUUUUAUCUUCUCAUGUUUUUGGAGAGCAGAACAAUAAUACAUAAGGGGUAAGUCUUUUUUUUAAAAAAUGGGGUUGUAUGAGGUACUUAUCCAUAGACAGUAUAUUACGUACAGUAGAUGUCAGUCGGCAAGUUUAGAGAAGCAGCAUGGAGUGCUACAUGGAAGCUAAGCAAUCUACCACUGUAAAGGGGUCAGCAACAAAAAAACUCAGUUAAGUGUAUGCAAUAUUAAGUAUUUUAAUUGCUUCGAAUUAAUGUCAGACAGUGAUUUCAAAUGGUAAAAUGGAGCUGUUAUAGCCCUCUCUUUGAAACCAUACUCUAUUGAGAAAAUCCAUGAUUUAACAGCUAAACACAGGAGCUGAUAGUCUACCGCUGCCACGAUCAGUUGGUUUGAAUAUGUUAAUGUGUGACUUUGGCAUUUAAAAGACUUGGUUCAUAUUCACCAAAGUCACACAAUAACACACUAACAGACUGAUAGAAGUAGCAGUAGAAACACAGCUUUCAUAUGCAAUCUAAAAUUGCUAUUUUUUGUCAAUGGAGUCUGGUGGCUUUGACAAAGCACAGAUGGGGAACUGAAGCAGGUAAUAGCUCUCCUGUCAGAACAGGCAGAUUGACAAAAAGGUGAAGUGGUGAAAAAUACUCUCAAUAUUACGUACACUUAAACCGAUAUUGAUUUUUUUCAGGUGGCUAAAAUAUGUUUUGUUGCUGAGAACCAUUCACCGCAGUGCAUUGCUUAGCUUGUUUGUCUGCUUCUCAAAACUGGGCCGACUGCCAUCUACUGUAUGUAAUACACUGACUAUAAUUAAGUACCCCAUACAACCCCACCUCAAAAAAUCCUAACUAUUCCUUUAAAAACAAGCAAAAGUUACGACAGAACAAAUCCUGUAGGUACCAAAGGAGACAAGGUGCCUAUUUUGUUGAUUGUACAAAAAUAGAGGCGUUGUUUCUUUUUACGGUUUAUUGCAAAAGACGACGCAGUGCGUGAUUAAAAAACUGUGUGAAGGGUACCCACAUUUGUUCCUUCAGGCCUCACAUCUUCACAGUUUUGUUGAGAAUAGCUCACAGUACCUCCACGCAAAGUUUGAGAGACAAAGUCUCUGUUUCAAUAUUGUCACUUCUAAGCCAAGAUUAUUUCGACGGUUCUUCACAUGUAUGUAUGGCAGAACCCAAAGUGAACUGUACUCCCAGCAUCAGCGUCUUAUUCACAAAGAGGCGAGUGGGCGGCAUUUACUCUAUCCUGCUCUCAUUCUUUUGGUCUUAUUCUCAACAUUUCUGGAUCAAAGACAGAAACAAGAAAGGCCAAGUUUUCAUGCUUUGUAUUUGUGUGUAACUUACAGAUGCUGUUUCUUCUAUUCUAAAAGACUGAUAAAAAAAAGAGAUCUGAUCUUUGUGAGCUCUGGCAUUUGUUUGAGUUAAACUGGGGUUGUUUUUGUAAACUGGUUGUUCAUUAAAAAAUGGGUGGUAGUUCUGACCAUGUUGUCCUAAUAUCGGCUCUCUCCGGAUGGCCGCUGAUUAAACAAGGCCAAUGAGUGGAUAAAGAUGAGCUCGGUGUAAGUGUAGCUCCCAGUCGAGUGCACUCCUCCCCGGGGGUCUCUCUCACAAUCAAGCCCAUCUUUGUUCUGACCUGCCAGUGGCCUGCGCCUUUGCAUUCAGUCGCCUCAAAGGGAAUGGUCAACCAGGCCUUUCAUGUGCCGAGGCAUGUUGGGCUCUUCACAGCGUUCUCCACCCCCCUCCGCCUCCCCGAAGGCUCCCUAGCUCAGUGGUGCCAGUAGAAACUUGGGUUGCACCCCCUGCUGCUGUGUCAUCCCCAUGCCCUGAUUUUUCAAAACGUCCUCCUACACUGUGGCUUGCUGGACCACACUGCAACAAACCAAACUGAUGAGUCAAAUCUGAGCACACUCAGAACUUACUGACUUGACUCUGCUGCUGAUCCUGAGAACUUUGAUCCAGUUGUUAUGAGGUGUUCAAACUCAUCUGGGUCAGUUCUCGAGGAAACAGGGGUAAAAACAAUUAGUGUUGUACCAAAACCACACAUCUGCAAGAAUUACUUUUUUCAUGGAGGAAGGAAAUAAGGCAUAUUUUCUUACUGAUGUGGCAUUGGGAAAUCACAGAAUGGGCUUUUAUCAGCUUUAAAAAGCUUAGGGGUCAGGCACAUUAGAAUAAAAAACAGAAAUGGCCUUUCAAACUUGCACAUGAAGUGAGAAAAAGGAACAAAAAUGCAGUUUGGGGUUUCUGUCUGCAAAAACCAAACCUGGGAUGGCCCUUUCGAGUCAACAUAAGAGUAGCUACAAAGUGGGACAAACUUGACAGGACUGGAACUUCACAGACAUGUUCACACAUGCAACCCUUUCAGAUGAAGUGCUGGUCAGUGUUUCAGCCAGUUCUCAUGGCAUUCACUCCACCUCUGAGGCAGGUCACUUGUAUAGUUAUUGUAUAUUGAAUUAUCAGGACUCUGGGUUUUAUGGGGACCCUCGUGUUUUUAAGACACCUCUUAGUCCUCUUCACUAAAAGAAUAAAAAGAAUUCAAAGCAUUACAUUGUGUACAUAUGGAUUGAAACAUUUCAAAGGGUAUAAUAAGGUGCAAAAUGUAUAUUAUUUAAAGUGUUAAAAACAAUUAGACUGUGGUAUUAAAGGGCAUGUGUUCAUUUACAGUGUCUCCAUUUGACUUUUCUUGCAUAUUUGCGAUAAUAAAAGGAUGUACUGA
Plectropomus leopardus (leopard coralgrouper) is the source of this 5542-nucleotide messenger RNA. RefSeq names its product potassium channel tetramerization domain containing 15b (gene kctd15b). Gene Ontology annotation, biological process: protein homooligomerization. Lineage: Eukaryota; Metazoa; Chordata; Actinopteri; Perciformes; Serranidae. Gene Ontology annotation, molecular function: protein binding. The record is from RefSeq and is a predicted model, not a curated record.